Podarcis lilfordi (Lilford's wall lizard) is the source of this 24970-nucleotide messenger RNA. Lineage: Eukaryota; Metazoa; Chordata; Lepidosauria; Squamata; Lacertidae. The record is from the annotation of a GenBank genome assembly.
AUGCCUCCCUGGUCCUGGGGCAGGUAAAGGCGGCGAGGCGGGGCGGGGCGCAGAGAAGGGAGGCCGCUGCUUGGCGGUGCCGGUUGCGCUCUGGCCGCUGGCUCGGGACUGAGAGGAGGCAGAGCGGCGGGCGCCGCAUUUAACCGGGGCGGCGUGGGGAGCGGCUGGGGGCCGAGCCCUCCCCCUGGAGGCUGCAGAGAGUGGGGCUGCAGCCCCAUGGCGAGUGGCGGGGCUGCGCGGGGCCGGCCCCACCCACGCCCCCGCCGCCUGGCAACGCGCAGGGUGGCGCCGUCUCCUUCCCGCCCUCUCCCACGAAGAUCUUCGGGGUGGGGGUGGGCGUGUGUCCCCGAGGCUGUCUCGCAAGGUCAAGGAAGGCGGGAGAGACAGGAGCCCGAGUCUCCAAGGAAGAGGCUGGUCCCGUCAGGCUGGCAGUUCAUAGACUCGUAGAGCUGGAAGGGACCCUCAGGGAUCAUCUAGUCCAGCCCCCUGCGACGGAGGAAUCUCAGCUAAAGCAUGCCUGGCAGAUGGCCAUCCAACCUCUGCUUGGAAACCUCCGAGGAAAGAGAGUCUACCACCUUCCCAUGGAGUUGGUUGGUUCCCCUGCCCAACAGCUCUUAACUGUCAGAAAGUUCUUCCUGGUGUUUAAUUGAAAUCUCCUUUCCUGUAGCUUAAAGCCAGUGGUUUGAGUCUUACCCUCCGGAGCAGGGGAAGACAAGCAUGCUCCAUCUUCCAAGUGACAGCCCUUUAGAUAUUUGAAGAUCAUUCAAAGGAAUGGGAAUUGAUCAUUAUUAUUAUUUAUUAAAAAUUUGCAUGCCGCGCUUCAUCGGUGCCCAGCAUAAAAACACAAGAUAAAAACACAAAAUACAUAAGAAAAGUAAGAAAAGAAAACAGUAACCCCCAAGCCCUCUCAGAAACACAUUUAAAAGUAUGGCAUGUGCAUGUAUUCACACAUGUUCUCUGCCUGGGACAGUCAACCUGGGGCCCUCUAGAUAAGGUGGACUACAGCUCCCAUUCCCAUUGGCCAGUAGUUCGGUUGUCUGGGGCUGAUGGGAGCUGGCAUCUAAUAACAACCAGAGGAUGCAGUGUUGCUUAUCUCUGGUUUCUGCUCUCCCCAACCACAUGUCCUCCAGAUUUCUAGCUCCCAUCAUCCUUCACCAUUGAGAUGUGCUGACAGAGGUAGAGGGCACCAGGUUGGGAAAGGCUUAAAGCAGGCAUCGCUAUCCUAGCUCCCAUCGCCAGAUACUUGUUUCAUCCCACACACCCCAUUUUUGCAAAUUUGAUUGAUAGUUUGAACAUGGGAUCUAUCCCUGUCAUAGAAUAUCUUAAAUGUGUAUACAUGGAUCUCAUCGCCAUCACUCUGACACAGGAAGUCUGUUGAAAGGGCACUGACAGUCUACAUUUCCCCACAGAUUUUUUUAAAAAGCAACAGUAGGGACUCUUCCUGCAACACAGACAUAACAACAUGACAAACACCUGGACUGCCUGCCCCUAAAUUCGACCCUCACACCACCAUAGUCUCUGUUGUUAAUAUCCUUAUUGUUGUUGUUAUGUGUGGAUUUAUAUUCCACUUGAUACCAAUGUGGUUUCUAAGCGGUUUACAGUUGCACAGCAUUGUUAAAAUACAGAAUAAUUAAUAUUGCACCCUGAAAUACUCCUGAAUAUAUGGGAAAAUAAUAUCUGGGAUACAACAAUGCCUCAGUAUCUCACCAGACACAGGAGGGCGAUUAAAGACAAAGCAAAAAGAAAUACCUUUCAAGAAACGUGGACCCCUCUCUUUAACUAUGUUAUUGACCAGAAUCAAGAUCUUGUUAUAACCAACUGAUCAGUCUUCUGCAUGGAUAGAUGGCAUUAAGUAAUGUGUUUGAAAGUUGAAUAUGUAAGCCUAAAGUCAAUGGACAGAACAAACAGCAUUAGAUGUGCUGCUGGAUAAGUGUUGAAUGGUUCUUGUUUUCAUAUUUAUCUGAAACCAAUUUUUAAAAUGUUUUAAAAACAGUUACACCAUACACAAUAAAAUGAUCCCAUCCAAACAUUAAAAUAUAAACACCCGUUAUUAAAUCUACUGUAAAACAGCCCCAUUAACGCAGCUCAGCAGUUAAAAUAGGACAAGAGGCUUAAGAGUUAUUUGAUCAAGUCUUGGCUGAUGUUGGAAAGAGUCAAUGGGUGUUGUCAACAUUGCAGGUCCUAUUAAAGAUUGGGGGUGCCUGCAUAUGAUGUUAUCAGGCAUUAAGCUAUCCAAUCUGUAUUGGCCUUUUAAAGAUUUAGGGCCUUCUAGUACACCUUCUGUGCAAAGAAUGUAUGACCCACAUUUGGCUCUGGGUGGCUUUAAGCUUCAUCACUUAAAUUGGGGUAAACAGGAGUAAUCGAGUGUAGACGUGUGAAGGAAAUCAGACCUGCUGAGGUACAUGUGACUCCUACAAAUGUAAACAAGAAUCUUGGCACAGAUUAGACUCGUACUGUCCUGAGAGUGCUUGACUGGCCAGCACAUGAACUGGACAUUAAUAGCAUUUCAUUGCUUUUUAUGUUAGUGAUGUGUUUAAUUGCAUGGAAUUUCCUUGGCAGGACAGCAAUCGUGCCUCCAUUUAAUUUGUCUUGAGCGCUUCAUGUUGCUGCCUGUCCAGAAGAGGGUGGUAAGGACAGCUGUGUUCAGGUAGAAAUAUCAAUCAUGAAACAUGUCCAUCAAAUUCUGACUUUACAUAAUUGAAAAAUUAUUCACAUGUUCUGAGGCUUUUUAUCCGCAGUCAUCAAUAGCCAGGGAGGGGUUUUGUUUUUCUCCUUUAUUCCACUGUUGGUAUGUGUUUGGAAACAUUCUUUCUGUUUGGUGCAGAGCUGGACCAGGGGGUGGGGGACCCAGAGCUUAGCCAAUUGAGUAGAAACUGGCAAGGAUGAUACUUUCAAAUGUCAAAUAAACUACCAGGAGAUAAGAAGAGUAUCUGCUCUAAGGAAGUUGUCUCUUGGCCUUGGUACAACCUGAUUCUGAUAUUACCAGGCCUCACCUGGAGGUAUCAUGUACAGUUCUGGGCCCUGCAGUUUAGGAAGGAUAUCGACAAACGAAGAGGUUCAAAGGAGAGCAACGAAGAUAGAAGCAGUGGCAUAGCGUGGGUUGUCAGCACCCGGGGCAAGGCAAGUAAUUUGCGCCCCCUAACCCCUAAACAGGUAGGGGCAGAGAGCUGCGAGUGCAAGCGCCCCCCCCAGAUGUUGCGCCCGGUGCGGCCGGCCCCCCCUGCACCCCCCACGCUACGCCACUGGAUAGAAGAGAUGAUAAAGAGGUGAUACAAUAGCCGCUUUCAAAUAUUUGAAGGACUGGCACGUAGAUGAUGGAGAAAGUUGUUCUCUGGUGCUCUAGGGGGCAGGCCCUGGACCAAUAGGUUCAACUUACAAGAUAAGAGAUUUGAAGUAAACAUGGACUGCCUUGGGAAGUGGCAGAUUCUCUUUUGUUAGCUGUUUUUAAGCAGAGACUGGAUGGCUAGUGAUCAGGGAUCUUAUAGCAGCAGCUUCCCUGCAAUGGCAGAGGGUUAGACUAGAGAACCUUUUGAGAUAUCUUCCAUCUCUACAGUUUUAUAGCUAAAAUUAGCCAUUUGUAAAUACCCUUUAAUACUGAUAGUGAUAAUGGUUUGCAGCUGCAGAAAUCCCCACUUGUGUGUUAAUUAUCACUUGGCAUACCAUUCACAUGGGACCAUAGGGAAGAAAAAUGGUGGAGCUGUGCGUUUUGAUCAAAAGUGGCAGUUCCAAAUUAAGUUACAUUAUGAAUUAAUAAAUAGGUCACCAGCUUGAUCAAUUGAUGUAUAGAUAAAUAUUGCAUAAAAUCAUGUGGAUUAUGGAUCUGUGAAAAAGGCCAAAUGGUUCUGAACCCCAUGUAGCCACUGGCCAAGAUUCUGUGACGUCAUGGAAUAUUCAUGGCUGAAAACCAAUCACCUCAUCAGGAAACUAGCCUGGCUUACAUUUUAACACUUGCUGGAUCCAGGGUUUAGAAGGGUCUCUACAUGCAGCCUACUCCUCCAAACUCAUAACAUUAUGUUUCCUAGCACUGCUUUGCAGAGCCAUCUGAAUCCUGGAUGGGAGCUCUAGCACUGGAAGAGAAGUGAUUUAGAGACAUUAAAGCUCCAUCCCAGCUAACAACGCAACACAUUGGUGCAGACAUGACCAAGUAAUAAUAUGACACAAUACUCAAAGCCUUGUAUGGAUUCACUAUAAUCAAUGUCAGAAGGAACAAAUAAUUCCCCGUAAUCCUAAACAUAUACCAUGUGCCAGAAGGCCGUUGCCCAUGGACUUUGACGAAUGUAAAUUUAAACCAGAUGAUGGACGUUGGGUGGUCUCCAGUAGAUUUGAAAUCUGAAGAUGGAACAUGGAAAUAGUUCAGCCAACAAAAAUUUAAAGAACAAUAGACCGUUGUGGUGUAAGAACAGAGUAGAUGUGGUCCACUGGAUUGAGCAUGCCAAGGGACUGGGCUUCCAAACUGCAUUUCACAAGGUGAAACAAAGCAGAAAGAGACAAGAGUUUUACAGUGAGGCAAAGGUGGUGUGAUAGAAGCACAAGGAAUAUAAGAAGCUUCCUUCUACUGAGUCAGACCCAUCUUGCCUAGCAUUGCUUGCAUAGGCUGGCAGUGACUCUCAAAGCUUUCAAGCAUGAAAUUUUCUCAGCCCUACCUGGAGAUGCUGGGGAUUGAACCUAGGACCUUCUGCAUGCAAAGCAGAUGCUCUACCAAUGAGCUAUGGCUCUUCCACUAAUACAGUCUUCCCUAUCCCUGUCUUAUAUAAUCAGCACUGCUUUCGCUAUGAUUAUUUUACAGACCUUUAAGCCAGGGAUAAGGAACCUGUGGCCCUCCAGAUGUAGGUGGACUACAGUUCCCACCAUUCCUGACGGGAGCUGAUGGGAACUGGAGUUUAACAACAUCUGAAGGGCUAGUUUCACCAUCCCUGAUUUAAGCUUUGAUGUAAUUGUCAGUUUGUAGCUUUUACAUUUCAUUUCCCUCUAACCUUACUGUUUACAAUGUACACACACAGAGCUCUCUCUCUCUCUCUCUCUCUCUCUCUCUCUCUCUCUCUCUGUGUGUGUGUGUGUGUGUGUACCUACACCUGUCAUCUUAGAAUAACACAUUAUGCCACUUUUGUACACCAAAACCUAUUCCACAAUUGUUGUUGUUGUUUAGUCGUGUCCGACUCUUCGUGACCCCAUGGACCGGAGCACCCCAGGCAUUCCUGUCUUCCACUGCCUCCCGCAGUUUGGUCAAACUCAUGCUGGUAGCUUCAAGAACACUGUCCAACCAUCUCGUCCUCUGUCGUCCCCUUCUCCUUGUGCCCUCAAUCUUUCCCAACAUCAAGGUCUUUUCCAGGGAGUCUUCUCUUCUCAUUUGCUCAACUCUAAGACGCUUUGUUUUCAUAAAGCACGGGCUGUUUCUGAAUUCUGUUCAGGUGCCACAGAGUUCUAGGAAUGCAGCAAAGAGAUAGAGCUAGGAUCAAAGCUGUCAUUACAGGAGCUGAGAUGCUGGGUAAUUUGCAAAACAUACCAAAAAGAGUUCAGUCAAUUUCUGUGUCCUUGCAUAAUUACCCAGCUGCUGGCCAUUUAGGCUCCUAAGCCCCAUCAGAUCAAACUGUAUGCUUAUGAGUACUUGGAAGCAAGUCCCAUUGUGUCCAGCAAGGUUUUCUCCCAGGUAAGCAUCUACAGGAUUGCAGUCUUGUUGCAGGCUUUCUUUCCCCUCCUUCCAUCAAUGAACACACAUGCAUAAAAUAGACAGGCAAAAGAAACGUCAGUGCUUAUAGCUCUGUACCAGAGCAAGCUGCAACAUGAAGAGUUUUUCCACCACCAGGCGUCCCAGUUCCUAUAUAUAUCAGCAGAAAUGUGAUUGAUGUUGAGCUUCUUCAUAACCUGCUACCCUCAAAUAUACCCACCACACCACACCACGGCUGUCAGUUUUAAAAUGCCAUACCUGGGUAAAGGCAACAGUUUUGCAGACGUGGCAUUUUCUUGGAAGGUAUCUUGUGCUUUUGCAGUAAAUCUCCUGGUAUGGAUUGUCCAGGAUUCAAAAGGUUUCAUCUUCAAGGAGUAGAGAAUUAUCAGCAUGUUGUCAGUCCAGUUUAUGUGAGGGCAAGCAUCAUUGUCAGCUUUGCUUGGGAUAAAGCCUCACACUGCCCCAAAGGACAGAAGUGGUUUGUGAGGAAGUUAGAGGACUGAAAGUAGGUCACAGGAGAUAGGACAGUUAAGGAGAAGGAAGCCCAGAGGAAAAGAUGGCUGAGAAAGGGAGUAGAAAACAGACAAGGAACCUGGAACCUGGGAAAAGGGCAGAGGAGACAGGGGACUGAGCAAAACAAUAAGAGGAGAUAACAAACCAGUUGGCCGAAGCCUUCGGGUGGCUUAAUAACAUUGUUGGAUGUUCCAAAGAACAGUGUUCUUUCCUGUUGGAUUUAUGUUUCCUUACCAAAGUACAUCCUUGGUAGAUGAGCCAUCUUAAAGGGAUUCUCAUUUAAUAGAGUACAAUUCAGCUAUUAUUCUUCUAUUUUUGCCAAGAUAUGUUAUUCAACAUGCAAUAGGAGGUUUAUAUAACCACGUCUGGAAUUUAAGGACUGAAUCAAAGAAAUAAUUUAUCCUGGGCUGUUGGACACUAUAAUAAAUCAUUGUGUUAUACCACCUUGUUAUUUCACACUAUGGAAGUGUACCUAGAGAAAGAAAGACAGGUAUGUUGCUGAAUGGCACAAUAUCACAGGCCAGUGGAGGAAUCCAGUAAUCAGUGUGAUACAUGAGGCUGCUGAUCUUGUGUUCUGGCUUUUCAAUGAUAGACCUGAGCUCCCUUUACUUAUACCUGUGGUUCUACUCUGCUGCCUCCAAUGUAGAUCCAAUCCAGAGCAAGCUGACCCUCUCCGAAAUGGAGUGCGCAGGUACCUUCAGCUCCCAUCUGACCGGACUGUGCUGAUAGUCCAUGCGAAAGUUGCUCAGAAAUCGUAUGGCAGUGAAAAGAGGUAGGAAAUCAGCUUGAACUUCCUGUUAAAAUCAGAAUUUUAAUGGGGCUCUCCACAGUAGAGAGACUAAACAGGUGGCAUGUGUGUGCAUAUGUGCUCUACGUGAAAUGAAUUGUGGGUCUCAUGGUGUUCCAGUAGUUUUUCAAGCACACCCAGCUCUGCUUCUAAGGUAUUCAAUUCCCUUUCUUAGGUCACAUCCACACUAUAACAUAUAAAGCAGCGGUGGCCAAACUUGGCCCUCCAGCUGUUUUGGGACUACAAUUCCCAUCAUCCCUGACUACUGGUCCUGUUAGCUAGGGAUGAUGGGAGUUGUAGUCCAAGAACAGCUGGAGGGCCAAGUCUGGCCACCACUGAUAUAAGGCAUGUGGCUUCGCCCAAAGAAUCCUGAAAGUGGUAGUUUACCUCCUCAUGGAGCUACAAUUCCCAUCACCUAUAGCAAACUAUAGUUCACAGGAUUCUUUGGUGGAAUCACCAUUUCCAGGAAAUGCAUAGAGCCAGAAUUCACUAGUGUUGCCAAUGUAUAACAUUUGUGGUAGAUUCCCCAACUCGUGUUCUUGUUUAAUACUUACUACACUGUGUUGUUGAAACCUGAAUUGUUUCCACUAGCAAUGGAGGAUAAAUUAUUGUUUUAUAUGACCUUUCAUACACAUCUGAAGGCAGCCCUGUUUCAGGAACCUUUUAAUGUUUGAUGUUUUGUUUUGUUCCUUUAUAUUUUGUUGGAAACCACCCAGAGUAGCUAGGGUAACCCAGUCAGAUAGGUGGGAUACAAGAAAUAAACCAUCAUUAUUAUAAAUUAUUGCUAUUAUUGCUAUUAUUACUUUGUUUUGAAUUUUAAUGCAAAACUCCCUAAUUUGUACCUCUAGUAACAAUACAUGAACUGAAACACAGCUAUCCUUCAAAAGAACUGGCUCUAAACUUGUUAGGCUAAAGUCUAAAUGAGUCAGAUGGGACCCUGUCCUGUAAUGAACAUCCUCAAAAAAUACUAUUAUGGCAUCGGAGUAUAAAACCACCCAUUCUGGUGUGUUUUAUUACCAACAUUUUUACGCACUACCAAUGCAGCAUGAAUCCUAGGCAUUCACGUGAGUUUAAAGACAGCGGAAACCCAAAUAAAACACAGGAAAACACGUUUCCAAACCUUUGGACCUCAAUUUAUUUGUGUUGGUCUAAGGAUCUCGCUGUGAAUGUAAACUCUGUUCCCAGCCUGUGAAACUUCCACAUUCCAGGCUGAGACAGUCACAGGGACAAGUCCUCCCUCUGCUCAAGGAGAAGCGAAGAAACGAGAGCUUUCCCCUCUAUAUAAUCACCACCAUCUUCCACAGUAGGAGGUCAUGUUGAGCUUGCUGUGCCUCUGAUAGAUGUGGCUACUCCAUGUUGAUGUCUGGAGCCCAGAUCAUAACAAGAGACCCCUGUGCCUAUUCAGCACUAUGGAAAGUAAUUUGGUAAAAACAUGAACAAUGAGAACAAUUCCGUAUGUUGGAAACAAUUAAAAACAAUUCCAUAUACAAAGUAAUGACCUGUCCAAGGCUAUCCUGCGAAUGUGAUGGCUCAUCAGGAAUCGGAACAUGUGUGUCCCAGAUUGAACCAUGACAGCUUAGUCCUUUUCCCAUUCCACCGCUCUUUAAUAUUGGUGAUCAUUUGGUUAUCCAGAAGGUUGUAACAGGAAUUCUGUGUGCAUAUUGUACACAAAUCCUUGUACAAUAUACAUAGCAAUGCUAUCUUGGUAUGAAAUCUUAUAUAAAUUAAUAAGAAAAAAAGAUUUCUGAAAAGUUAUAUUUAUAGGUGCCCCUUCAUAUUUUAUUUUAUUUAGUUUAUUGAUUUGGUCUUUCAAAUUAACGUCUUAGAGAUAUAUCAAACAUAAAUCAUAAAAACAAGAUUCCAAGGAAUCUCCUGGACUUCUAUCCUCCCUUUGUGGGUCCUAUUAUUGAUCAUUUCCUCCUGCAUCUUUUAAGAUGAUCCAAAUCUUUUACAUCUCCACUGUGUCCAGAAUUCACCUACAAGUGAUAUUCCAAUCCUGCUAACGAUUUUACCUGUUUAAACAGCCCCUUCAUAUUUUCUAACCUUGUGGAUGUAUUUAGGAAAGGAAUUAAUAUAUGGCCCUCUUUGUUUGCUUUUUUUUGGUCCCACCCCUGCCCCAUUUUGUUGCUAAAAAAAAACAAACAUUUCCACACUUGCCUUUUUUCUGCAUGUUGCCUUGUACAAGCCUUCGUUGUAUCUUUUUAUAAAAUAAUGGCAAUGUAGUUUGUAUCACAAUUCUCCAGGGGGGGAGGGGGAAACCAGAACUCUUGUCAGUGAAGUGUUCUUAGCUUAAUCGUUUACUUUUUCUUUUCUUCUCAGGUUUUUCUGCCCCCCGCCUUGCGUUUACCUGACUGGACCAGGCUGGAAGUUGAAGAAGGAAGACAUGAAAGGUAUGGCAUAUGUCAUCUGAAGUCUUCUCCGCUGUUGCCAUUAAUUCUUCUCUGAGCGAUAAUGGACUUGGGGGACAGAGUCCCUUGAUGGGCAGUUGGGCUGCCCAACCCCAAAUACCACUGUAUUUCUAUUUAAAUUAUAGCAAUUAUUUCUAAGUUUGCAUCUACUGUAUACAUAAAAGUCACCAUCAUGGGCAAAUUGUUGUUCUCUUUUUUGUUGAUGUAGCUCCUCCCCCCCCCCCCAGUGAAUGAAUAAGUGCCUACUUUAGAAUCAGUAGGUGCCCAGUUUGGAUCUCACCUCUGCCCUGAACUCACUACGUGUCUUAGGCAAGCUCAGCCCCAGCUGCUUCCAUCUGCAAUAGGGUGUGUGUGUGUGUGUGUGUGUGUAAUAAUAUUUACUCAAGUCACAGGGCUCUUGCAAAGAUUGCAGCUAGAUAAUGCACAUGGGGUGCUUUGAAUGUUGAAAAGCACUAUAUGCUCAAUGCCACCCAUUCUCAACUGAGCCACCACUAUGUUCUCACGCCAUGCAACUAUGUUUUUCAUCUGGAGCUAUGCAGAGUCCCUGUUGAUACCUCCUUUCUUAGCCUAAGGGUGUCCCUGCUCCUUUUGAUCAUUCUUUGCCAUAGGACACCAAGGGGAAUCAACAGGACAUGUGUCUACUUAGGUCAAAGUUUACCUUGGCCUCUGCUUCCUAGUAGACUUGACAGAUUAUUGACUGCAGUGGCUACAGAGAAGCCCACCACCACCCGACUAUCAGCCUGUAAAAACACCACAAAAUAUGGAGCAGUUGGGCUUCAGGCUGGGCUGCCAACUGCAGGAAAUGUGUCCAGACCACAGGGAGAGUUUUACAGCAUCAGGAUUUGCUGACACAUCAAGGGGCAGAGGAAGGUGAUAACACAAAAACCGGCAUUGCUUUGAAAGGGGAGAUCUGGGUCUGCAUUUGAACAUUAUUUACCUGUUAAUCCACUUUCCCUUCCUUCAAAUUAGACCAGAGCAGUCCACACCUGCAGGUAUUUGGAAUUUGUAUAUGUGAAGCAACUUCAAUCUUCCCUGUUCUUGCCUGCAGGCUUUCUCUUUUGCGUUCAAAUAAUAGAAUUAUAAUGCUUUCUAAUUCUUGAUUUGGUUAUGUCAGUUAAGUGUGAACAGGGCAUGUACACAAAUAGCUGUACGUGCAUCUUGGGGGGGGGGUAAUUUUAAGAAAAAUCCCCAGGCAAGAAGUGUGCAAAGGCACCCAGUCAAGCAAUUGUAAAUGUGCUUGUGCAGUUUUCUGGCUUUGUGCAAAUCAGGGAGAUCAAAAGAAAUAUAUAGAUCCCUAUGCCCAGGAGCAUACUGGAAAUAGGCUAGUGCACAACCAGACGAGAAAUGAAAGCAUAGAAGGAGGAGGAGCAGAAAGUGACAAUUGAGGCACCCACUCAAAAGCACGGGGGGGGGCAUCUGCGACCCCACGUGGGCAGUGUGGAACCCAAUUUGUCAUAUUUUUCCCAUAUCAGGCGAACCCAGAUUUACAAGGGGGAAAGCAAUGAGAUUACUGCUGUUUGAGGUUAAUUUCUUGAACACUGUGCAAAUUAAAUGGGAACACAAACAGCUGCAAGCACACAGUAAACUCCAGUGUGAACAAGCCCUGCUAUGCUGGAACAUAGGAGCUCCUAUGAUUUCUUUUCAACACCCUCUUUUUAGACGGAGAUAAAAACUGACCACAAAGAAUUCUUUGAGAAUAUCAACAAGCAUGUGGACAGGGUUGGUUUUGCAUAUCAGGUGUCGCUAGUGAGGUACUCUGCGUAUGUUGCUGCUUCCUAGAGGUCAUCACGAGAUCUCUGCUUCACUUCCUUUCCUUCUCCUGCCAAAGAUCCAACAGACUUCAGUUCCAAAGUCUGUGGCUAUAUAGGACUCGAUGGCACAAGCAGCAGCCACGUGGAGACCCAGAAGCUAAACUUUGAGGAGCAGCUAGAUUCCAAGGUAAGCAGCAAAUUAAGGCUCAGUGGUAGAACAUCUGCAUUGCACACAGAAGGCCUCAGGUCAAUCUCCAACAUCUGUAGGUAGGGCUGGGAGAGAGCCUUGUCUGAAACCCUGGAGAGCCCCUUGAGGUCACUGUAAACACACCUGAGCUAGAUGGACCACAUCUGAUCUACAUCUGCUCUACAUCUCAUCUCAGCUAGAUCUGAGCUAGAUGGACCACAUCUGAGCUAAAUGGACCAUCUGAACUAGACAGACCAAUGGCAGCUCCCUAUAUUCCUAAGGUGGAUCUGUUCAGGGCAGAUAUGAUAUGUAUUGUUAAUAAACCCAGCUCACACUUAAAAAAAAUAAUGAUGGUGAUGGAUCUCAAAACAUAACAAUUUGUGCCUUGCACUGAACAUAUUUAUGCUCAUUCUUUUUUAAAACUGCUGCUGCUUUUUUUGCAGAGUGGGGAUGCUGUUUCCUGAUUUUUGCAGUGAUUUGAGGCAUGGCCCAGUCAAAUUCAUUGUUUUCAAUGGGAGACUUCAGUUUAUACUGAAUUUAACCCACAAGAAACACUUGCUUAAAUCUAUUUGGCUUUAAGCCUGCCGUCCUAUACAGUUACCUGAGAAUAAGUCCCAUUGAACUCUGAGCUUACUUCUGAGUAGGUAUGCAUUAGAUUGUGCCCUCUUUGCCCUGCCCUAUACAUGCCAUUCUUUUUCUCUGUUUGCUUUUACAGUAUUUUACAGUAUUUUAAAUGCUAUAGUUUAGAAUGAAAUCUUAUACGUCUCGCAAGGGCAAUUACAUAUUAGAAAUUGUACCUUAUCAACUGAUCAGUGCCAGCCUUGAGACAUGCCGAGGAAAAAGAUGUGGAGCAUGGCUGGAGUUGUAGUGAGAGUUCAAACAAGUCGAAGCCUCAUAAACAGUGACAUUUUGCAAGAAAACAGAGCUCAAAGGGGAUUGUUUGAGCCAAGGACUCAGGUACAGUCAUCCAAAACCAGCAGGUGGUGUUAUGUGUACAGCCAUUCACAGGGUUCCACUGUGCACAGGGAGAAAGGCAAGGUCCAUAACUUGUGCAACUUGGCACUAUGUCAUCAUGAUGGCCGAUGUGCAUGAAAGGUAUAGAUUAGCAGGGAUCAGAAUCAGAUAAGGUAUACCACACAUCAUACAACCCAGCCAAUGUGAUCCUCACUGGGACUGCCAGUGAGCUAGAAGUUGGGCCUUUCCAUCUGCCAUGCAAUGGCAGUUAGAAUCCAUUUAUUUGUUGUUUGUUUGUUUGUUUGUUUGUUUGUUUGUUUGUUUGUGUUUUAUAAAUUCUACUCCUCAGCCAGAUAAGGCUCCCAGAUCAGAUUAUUGUUUUUUUUAAAAAAAAAAACACCCAACUCCCUGCCCUGAUGCUUACAAUUUUAAGAGGCAAAGCACAAAAGGAAAAUGAACAGGAAGGGAGUAGGAAAUAGGCAAACUCCAGUUCAAGUUUUUAGUUGUAAGUUCUAAUGACAAGCUGGUAUGGAAAGGAGAGGGGACAUCAAAAGUCACUGGUCUCUAAUAUAAUACCCUUGAAUAUCUUCUUUUUCCUUCCCUAAUGCUGCCAGGUUGUUGGCAGUCUCAUUGAACGAGCAAAUUUUAUUGGUAUUUUUUGGGUUUUUGAAAAGAUUUUAUUGGAUUUUUACAGUUUUAUAUUCAAUCAAACAACACAAUAUAACACUUGUCAUAUAAAAGAAAAAGAACCACCCCCACCCCCAUGAGUUCCCUCAAUUUCCCCUUCUGGUUCUUUAAAUAUUUACUACUUCUGCUUAUCUAUUACCUUAUUUUUAUAAUCCUAUACCUUAAUACUCUUAUUUUCUUAUCAGUUUUAUAUCAAAUUUUCCUUCAUGAUUACAUCUUAUAGUCAAUUUCAUUCCAUGUUAUCCUUACUUAACCUUUUUUCUUAUUUUCUUACUUGUGUUUAAUCAAACCCUGCUAGUGAGUCCAUAUCUUUACAGUAUUUCUGUAAAUACAACAUAAAAGGUUCCCAGUCUUUUUUAAAUUCUUCAUUAUCAUUGUCUCUGGUUCUUUCCGUCAGUUUUGCCAUUUCUGCAUAUUCCAUAAGCUUGACUUGCCAUUCUUCUUUCAUUGGUAUCUUGUCGUCCUUCCAUUUUUGGGCUAGUAGAAUCCAAGCCGCCGUUGUAGCUUACAAAAACAACUUCUUCCUUCUUUUCGUAGUUCCUGUCCUAUUACACCCAACAGAAAAGCUUCUGGUUUUUUAACAAAGGUUAUUUUAAACAUCUUCUUCGGUUCAUCAUAUGUCAUUUCCCAAUAACUUUUAAUUAUUUUACAAUUCCACCACAUGUGGUAAAACAUACCUUCUUUCUCUUUACACUUCCACCACUUAUUAGCACUUGUUCUAUACAUUUUUGCCAGUUUGACAGGAGUAAGCUUUGCUUCUUUUUAAAACUGCAAAUCCCCUUCUGUGGUUUUGAUAAAAAUCCCUCCUCUGAAGCUGGUGUUUGCAUUGGGAGAGAAUCCAUCAUUGGCGUUACAGAACAGACGAUGCAUGCCACACAGGGUUAUACAGUCCUACAGACUGCCGGGACACAGGCUCACUCCUCCUUCCCCCAAGCCCUGGAAGUGUUUGCCCAGCUUAGGGAAGGAGACACAAUGUUCCAAUGGAGUCCAAGAGCCCUCCUGCUUCGUCCCCCACCACGCAAAAAAGAUGGUGGUACUGUGUACCAUUGCAUACAGAUAGGAAGAAAAAGCAGUGCCACAAUCCAAUAUGAAAUCUGAAUGUUGUGAAAUUUCGACACAGUGCUCGUAUUUACCAUCCUUCCCAGUUCUGAUUCUAUAUGAGCUGUGGAGCCACUUUGGAGCCAAGCCACCAAAAUAUAGCCACCAGAUUAAAAGGAUAUGGGGUCCAUUCCUAAAAAUAAACGUGUGAUGUUAUUGGAACACCAAGUGAUUUCCCAUUACCACUCCUUUGCCAUUGGAUAAACAAGCAUCGUGACAUCUUAAACAUGGCCUCAGCCAAGAGGCGAAUGAAAUACUGGGCUUGGUGUAGGGGAAUUAAGUCUCUAGGGAGAUCAGCUAGUGCCUUGAGCAGGAAGAGCCAACACCCAUCUUGGAUCGUAAAGUCUUGAUAGGAGAAUGAUCCCUCAGGGGACUAUUGCUUGAGAGACUAAAAGGCCUUUGGUUUGCUCAAAUGUCUUUUGCGUUCCUGUAACAGAAACUUGCAGGAAGCCUUCCCCCGGACAGGCACACUGCCCUUGGAUGAAGUCUAGUCUAGCAUCAUGCUACAGGCUGGCAUGUGCCGCAAGGGCAUACAUGUCAGAUGACAUAGAGACUAGCCUACAAAAUGUCAGGGCCCUAGGACAGGAGCCUCCCACUAGGAGGAAGAGUUGGCAAUUCACUUCCCACGCAAACCACGGCAGAUGCCAACAACUUAGUUCAGUCGAUCAAUCACAUGAGCUAACAGAGAAAGGGCCUUACUUUUUGUUGUUGUUAAAAAAAUUUUUAUUGAAUUUUCAAAAGUUUAACAUGUAUACUUCAAUGCCUGGCACCUUACAUUGUUGCACACCGCUCCCUUCACACCAUUUUGCUGUACACUGAAGAUGCUUUAGGCGCGCACCUUAAAAUAAGUGUGAAUGAGACAACUGUGAGUUCACCAAUUCAUGCAUCAUGCAGGUAGAAUAAUAAAAUUGUGGAGUUCAAAGGGACCCCAGGGGUCAUCUAGUCUAACCCUCUGCAAUUCAGGAAUCUCAGCUAAAGCAUUAAUUUCAGAUGGGCAUCCAAAUUCUGCUUAAUAAACCUCAAAUGAAGAAGAUUCCACCGCCUCCCCAAGGAUAGCUACAGGUAUCCACAUAAAAAUGCUCAAAUGUUGGCCAUUUUCCAGAGGACCUGAUCAAAUGUAUUGGUUCUCCUCUGCCUUCUUCUGCAGCAUUCACAGUUUCUUCCCCCCUAAAAGUCAGUUUUGUUUACUCCUUCACAUCACUAUCCUCUUGCAUGUGGCCUCCAGAAAGAAAACCAGACUCUCCGGAGCUUCAAAGAAACCCAUCUGCCUUCAUCACUGCCUUUGUCCUUCCACAGCUGGUUUUCUGUGGUUGGUGAUCUGCCAGGGAUUACGCAGCUUGCAAAGCUGUAGGUUUCUGCUGGUGAACAUAGAUAUUGCUCGCUGCCAAGCGAAAGUACCUUCUUUCGUUGGCAGAUAAGCGGUGAAAGAAACCCCUAAAUGGUCCCAAAAGAUCAAGAGCGGGAGCGAUAGCUUGGCACCUUUUUAUAGAACCAAAAUGUCUGUGGCAUUAUCUCCAGCCUUGGAAGAAUGCUGGGACCAGGAGAAGGGCCAAGAAGGCUACAGAAGGGACCUUUGUCUCUGCAAUGCUUAACUCAUUGUGAAUGCAAAGCCUAUCAGAAGAGAGGGAGAGGGAGAGGGAGCGCCAAGAUGACUGGGAACUGUAAACCUAGGAGAUUCCUUGUGCUGUGCACAGCCAAUUGCACGUGAACAUUAAUUUUCCAUUUGGAUUUUCCUAACCCCAAAGUAAAUAAGCCUUCCCCAUCCCCAAGUUUUUCAUCCCACCUGUAAUAACAUCUCUAAUCACAUUCCCCUUUAAAUGAACCUCAAAGGGCUGUGAAUGGUGACCAUUAUGAGUUCUGCUGAGAGUUGCUUCGUCCCACAUUUCAUUCUUGCUGGUGACAAGCCGAGCUAGUGAUAGUUCACGCUGAUGCGAUUCCCUGAGAAGGCCAGUUUGUUUUCCCGCUCAUUGGUCCUGGAGACAAAAACAAUGCCUUGCAUUUCUUUGUAUUUCUUGCUUGGAAGGUUCCUUUCCCCUCCCAUCCCUUCCUUUCAUCUUGUUAAAAUAUUGCUGCUUUUUUCCGGGGGUUGUAUAACCUAAUCUCUCUAUCAAAGCAAGAUGGUUUGUAAUCCAAUUUACACAGUUGCUGUUAAAGUACUGCUGUCCUGUACUGCACUUCGAAGACGCUAACAGUUCAAUCAUGUUUGUGCCUACCUGUAAGUUUUGAGUACAAUGGACUUUACACCAAGGUAAGUGUGGUCCUCAAGCUUUUUUUCCUCUGGUCCCUACUUUCAGGAUAAAAAAAAAACAGUGGGGUUUUUUAUUGAUAAGAAAUGCAUUAGAAAACAAAAAGAAGCAACUGCUAGCACUGCUUGAUUUAUAACAUAGAACAGAACUGAUUUAUAAUUUGAUCAUGGGAUGUCCAGAAAGUAUAAAGCAAUGCCGCUACACAAGAACAUGCAUCGUUUCCAAAAUAUAAGUAUAAACAAGCCUCUUCCACCCUUUGAGAACCACUGGUGUACAGGAUUGUAGCCAUAACAAUCCCCCUCUUUGAUGCAGGUGUUCAGCUGUGCCAAAGCUCUGUACAUUUCAGACUCAGACAAGAGGAAGCACUUCCGGCUGGUCGUCAAUCUCUUCUUCAGCAACGGGCUGGAGAUCGGCACGUUCCACAGCAAGCUGAUCAAGGUGAUCUCCAAGCCCUCCCAGAAGAAGCAAUCCCUGAAGAAUACAGACUGUAAGUGACAUGGGCUCCUGGGUGCCAGCGGAAGGAGCCUUCCUUGUGUCUUUGGAGGCAGCCAAAGGAAGCCGCAAGAUAGGAUGGUAGACUGGUUGUAGUUGGAGAAGGUAACGCAACAGGCUAGGAAGGAGGCAUAGCGUGGAGGUAGAGCACAUGCUUAAAAGGAGCAGAGGGGAGAAGCUGGUUCAGACCCUGAAUCUGAGAUCCUAGAUGGCUGCUACCAAUAAGUAAGAGUAGUCCAGAGGUGGGGAACCUUUCUCAGCUCAAGGGCCACGUCUUCUUCUGGGCAGUCUUCUGAGGGCCAUGUGCCGGGUAGGAAGGCCAAAGACAAAAGUGAGCAGAGCAACCAAUGUAUCAUGUUCCUUUGUUCAAUAGGCUAGCUUCCACACUUACUCUGUAUCCUCCAUCCCAGACCCUCCAAGUGUCCCUGUUUUCCAGGGACAGUCCCGGAUUUACAGAAGCUGUCCGGUUUCUGAUUUGAACCCAGAAUGUCCAGCUUUUCCUUUGGGUGUCCCUAUUUUCAUCAAAGAAAUGUCGGAGGGUGUGGAGUUAUCUGACCCCCAUGCCAUCUGAAGGCAAACCUGUACAGUGGUACCUCGGGUUAAGAACUUAAUUUGUUCCGGAGGUCCGUUCUUAACCUGAAACUGUUCUUAACCUGAAGCACCACUUUAGCUAAUGGGGCCUCCCACUGCCGCUGUGCUGCCGCCACGCAAUUUCUGUUCUCAUCCUGAAGCAAAGUUCUUAACCCGAGGUACUAUUUCUGGGUUAGCGGAGUCUGUAACCUGAAGUGUCUGUAACCCGAGGUACCACUGUAUAGGGAAGCAUUUUUUAAUGUUUAAUGUUUUAUUACAUAUGUUAGAGGCCACCCAGAGUGACUGAGGCAACCCAGUCAGAUGGGGGGGGGAUAAAUAGUAAAAAAUCAUCAUCAUCAACAACAACAACAACAGCAGAAUAGGGCGUUCCUGUUUUCAGCGGAGAAACGUUGGCAGGUAUGCCAUCCAGAAAAGCAAGUGGCAUUAUUAGAGCUCAGGGACACAUUCCAGCCAGGCAAAAACUCUCAAGGAAGGUGUGAAGCAGGGCUGUUGAGAGGUGUGGCCUGGGGAGAGUUCCAAGAGUCAGAUGGAGAGGCCUGGAGAGGCCACCAUCAGCCAUCAAGCCUGAGGUUCCCACCCCUGAAGAAAAGAUGGACAAAUAUUCUGACCUGGUAUUAGGCAGCUUCCUAUGUUAAAGCAAGAACAUGUCAGCUUCAGGAAUCGGAUCCCUCCCCCAGUGGCAGUAAUUAAUCAGAAAGGAGUGUUCUUACCAGUUAGUUUCUUUAAUAAUCACAGCGAGAGACAAAGGAAUGCAUAUCUCACCCCCUCCAUCCCCAUUAAUCUAUGUCACUCCUACGUCGGGUAAUCUGAGCUUGUUGCCGUUGCGAUCUCUGUUCUAUCACCCUCAAAGCCCAUCUAGUCCUAGGCAAAGGGGGGUCAGGAAUGCUGUCCAAAGACACUGAAUCUGCAAGCUGUCUCUCUCCUGGUGUUUCCUCUUCUAGCUGUUCCUCACCCAGUAUCUCCAAGCUUUCCCCCUCAGGACUAUGCCCCUCUGCAAACCACUGUUCUAAAUCAAUGCUGUCCUCCUGCCCUUGGGAAGGUUCAGGAGAAGGGGGGGGGCUCCCACCAUUCCUUCUCAGUCCAGCCCCUGACAGAGCAAAGGAGGAAAAUGCUACCGUAGGACAAAAUAUCUGGGGUUGCAGAAGUGGAGUCUUCAGCAACAGCUUCCCUGAAUCCUGCACAUGUUGACUCCUUGCACGAAUCUCACUGUGUUCAUGGGCCUAUUCAUAUGUAAGCCUCUACAGGGCUGCAGCAUUGAACCUGGACUUAGCCAUUUACAUCAAUCUCUUCCCUGAUGCUCUCCUUCCUGUCCCCCUGCCACCCCGCAGUGUGCAUUCCGUCCGGGUCCAAGGUCUCCCUCUUCAACCGCCUGCGCUCCCAGACUGUUAGCACCCGGUAUCUUUCGUUUGAGGGUGGCGCCUUCACAGCAAGUGCCAGGCAGUGGGCAGCCUUUACACUUCAUCUGGGUGAGGCUUGCUAACGACAUGCUCAUUUUUAAUCACUAAUAAUGUGGGGACGUUGGUGGUUCUGACCUCCCAGCCAGUGGCAUUGCAACAUUUGGUGGCACUGUGCCCAAGAGUGGGUGCAACCUAGCCCAAAAUAAAAACGGCUAAUUAAGGCUUGGCAAUUAAUCAAACUAGGAAAAUUAGCAUCCGUUGUAGCAUCCCUGUUGAAGUUAUAAAUAUGUUUGGGGCCAGGGUGGACUGCUGCAUAAGAGUUAAAAUGACCAAGGGAUGACAGUUUUGUGAAAGGAUAAAAUAUGGUUUGGAAGGAGACACUGUUUUGUGAUUGCUGUCUGGGUACUGCAAGUGAGUCCAUGUCAAUGGGAUUGCCUUAAAACAGGGAUAGGGAAUGUGUUUCAGCUCAAGGGCCACAUGCCUCAAAAGCAGCAUUCUGAGGGCCACAGGCCAAAGGUGGGCGGGACCAUAAACAAAAGAGGGAGGAGAAACAGGUGGAACUCUUACCAUUGUACAAUAGGCUACAUUCCAGGGACACAAGUGCCAGAGGUUUACACACUCCCACACCCCUCCAUCUAGGCAAGCAAAAGGCAUUAUCGCAGCUCAAGGAUGCUUUGCAGCCAGGCAAUAGUAUUCAAGGAGGCCAUGGGGCAGGGCCAGUGAGGGGUGGAGCCUUGGAAGAAGGGGUGUGGCCUGGGGAGGGGGCAUAGCCUGGGGGCCAGACAAAAAGGUCUGGAGGGUGGCACUCAGCCCCCAAGCCUGAGGUUCCCCACCCCUGUCUUAAAACAUUUUGUCAAAUAAGGCACUCCUGUUAAGUCCCCCCUUCUUGCCCUUUGCAUUUAGCUUUUCACCUUUUUCUCACUUUUUCUUCUUUUCUUUUCUCCCAUCCUUGUUUAUAUCAAGCGGGUGAGUCCCAGGGUGAGUUCCCCCUGCGAGAAGGAUACAUUCACUAUGGUUCCACCAUUCGCCUCAUCUGCACAGCCACCAGCAUGGCCCUGCCCCCUCUGGUAAGGACUGGCAGUCAACUGGAAGGCAAAAACCAAGAAUCCAUCUUAACCUUCUCUCUCUCUUGCAUUAUCUGAAAUUCAAUACACUAUGCCGUGCAUCUUGUGCCUCACCCAGAUUUUGCGAUGGUUGCCUCCUCUUCUAGCUCCUCUCCCUCCCCAGGAAUUUGGCAUGGUUGCCACAUUCCACCAAUUAGUAUAUUUUCAGCCCAUCAUGUCCGUUUCACAUCCUAUGUAGUCCAUGUCCUAAAUACAUUCCAUCCAGGUUCAGCAUUCAAUCUGCAAUUAAAAAAACAAAAACACCCUUCAUGAAAAUCCAUAUUACGCUUAAUGUCAUAUUCCACAAAAUAUGUGUUGUGCACUAAAGUACAAUUUUUAUGCACAUUUUAUGCAUCUUUUGAACUGAGAACCUUACAGCAAAACCUGGAGAUAACAUUCUAGCCCCAUCCUGAUAAUUCAAUAGAGCAGUAUCCUAAGGACAAUACCAGAAUAAAAAACAUGAAGGGUCCCGUCCCCCGUCCCCCGAGCUGCUGUUAAUCCAGGCGUAUAAUCAUCUCCCCAGAUCAUUCGGAAAGUUGCUAAGCAAUCAGUGAUGUUGGAUGUGAACGAACCUGUCUCCCAGCUGCAUAAAUGUGCGUUCCAGCUGCAUGGCACUGACCGGAUGUACCUCAGUCUCUCCACAGAGAAAGUGGUUCAGUUCCAGGUAGGAGGGAUGGCGGGCAGAACUGGGGGGUCAAGUGAGAUACCCUCCACCCCAGCUGUAUCAAAAUAUUGCUGUAUUAUUUAAUUUGGAAUCUAUGCCACAGGGCUAGAGCAGAGCUGAAAUCAUUUCAAAAUUCCGUUUUUUAGUAGCAAGAAGGGGGAGAAACUUUUGGAAUUUUCAAAGCCCCUGAGAAAAAGAAGACAGAAUUUUGCAGAAUUUUCUGUGAACAUUCUCAACCAUUUUCGUGGCAGUUGCCAUUCCUACAUCCAGUGCCCCAAAUAAUGACAAGUCCCAGACAUUGUGGAAGAUGCAAAAUGGUGGCCUGGCUGCUGCCAGUGCUGGUGGUGUUGCUACUUGCAGCAGGGUGGUGGGAAAAUGCUUAGAAAAUACCUUUGUCACUGCUGUUGCUAAUGGUGAGUGACCCCUGGAUUGAGAAACUGUUGGAGAAUUUCUCUUCCCCUUGGAUUAUUUUUUUUUUUUUUGAGAAAUCCCUAUUUCUCUGUCCACAAAUAUAGUGUUGGACAACAACUCCCACAACCCCUAACCGUUAGACAUUCUAGCUGGGGCUGAUAGAAGUUGGAGUCCAGCAACAUUUGUACGAAUGUAGGAACCUGCCUUUCAUUGAGCCAGCCCAUUGGUCCACUUCACUUAGCAUUGUAUACACCAGAACUGGAUCUGGUUGGGAGAACUGGAUCCAGAAGCAGCCAACUCUCUAUGGGCCACUCUGACAGGUGAGCAGGACUGCCCACCUGUCCCGACGAUCACUUCAGCAGCAUCUGAAAUUGGAACAGUUUCCAGAUGGCUAGUCUUGAUAAUCUAAUACACUAAACCCAACAUGGCACCUUAAAGACUGAAAAAUAGACUGUGCCAUGAGCUCUUGGGAGUGCCACAAACAUAAAACCCCCACAUCAGAAAUGCCUCCUGGAGGAGGGGGGUCACCAGCACUGAUGUAGGAACUGCCAAUGCGAUCCUUAACAAUUCCAAGUAGAAAGUUGACCACAACCACACUGUUUAGGUAGCAUGAACUAGGACUUAGUUCAACUCCUCUUUUCUAAGUACCCAGUGAGGUUGUUGAUGGUUCCAACAGGCAUCACCAUGUCCGAAGGAAGUGAACCGGGAGCUGCUGAACGACAGCUCUUGCUGGACCAUCAUUGGGACGGAAACCGCAGAAUACACAUUCAGUGACUGCCUCACUGGCAUUCAGGAUCCUGUGAGCCCGGUCCCUCUCAUCACAGCCCUGGAGGUGAGUCGAGUUCUUUUGCUUUGUGAAGAAGAGAGAAAAAUCUGGCAGAAACUUUGGCUAACUUGCUUUAAUGAAAUACGGAAUUAUCCCCAUUUCCUGGGAUGCUACUCAUGAUUACUUGGAGGAGAUUAAAUCACACACCCAUCUUCCCAUGCUCAAGAUACUCAGAAGGUGCACUUCUUUCACUCUUUCAGUGCAUGCUGAUGGGUGCCAGGGGGCUUCUCAUCUGGUUUGUCAUUCUGACUGUGAAAUUGGAAGAUAGCAAUUCUUCUGGCUGACUUAAUGUAGACUACAAGGGACGCGGGUGGCGCUGUGGUCUAAACCACAGAGCCCAGGGCUUGCCGAUCGGAAAGUCGGCAGUUCGAAUCCCCACGAUGGGGUGAGCUCCCGUUGCUCGGUCCCAACUCCUGCCCACCUAGCAGUUUGAAAGCACGUCAAAGUGCAAGAAGAUAAAUAGGUACCACUCCGGCGGGAAGGUAAACGGCGUUUCCAUGUGCUGCUCUGGUUCGCCAGAAGCAGCUUAGUCAUACUGGCCACAUGACCCAGAAGCUGUCUGCAGACAAACGCCGGCUCCCUCGGCCUAUGGAGUUAGAUGAGCGCACAACCCCAGAAUCGUCCACGACUGGACCUAAUGGUCAGGGGUACCUUUACCUUUACCUUUUUACAAGGGUGUAAACUUGGGUAUGCAAUAUGGGAGCCUCUUUGAGAAGGGAAGACGAGUUGAAAACAGUAAACUUGUGAUUUAUAAAUGAACUACAGUUGUACCUUAGAUCCCGAACGCCUUGUGACUUGAACAUUUUGGCUCCUGAAUGCCACAAACCUGGGAGUGAGUGUUCUGGUUUGCAAAUGUUCUUUGGAACUCGAAUGUCUGGCACAGCUUCUGUGGCUUCCGAUUGGGUGCAGAAAGCUCCUGCAGCCAAUUGGAAGCUGCGCCUUGGUUGUCAAACAUUUUUGGAAGUCAAACGGACUUCUGGAACGGAUUCCGUUUGACUACCAAGGUACCACUGUAUAUUGACACCACCUGCUCUUCUGCAGCCUCUACAUCACUCAGAUUAACAAAUGUUGGAUGGAAGGCUGUUGCCUAUUUUCAGUCCUCUUAAUAUGAAGACUGCUGUUUUAUAGGCCCUAUGUCAGAUAAGAAAUGUCCCAGGAAUUUACGUUGCAAAUGUGAGAUAACAAGCUAGUGAUGUCAUGUAACCUCCACACCACCUUAUCAGGAUGAAUGCUCAAGGAACAGGCGACAUUGCAUAGCCGCCACAUAAUUUUGUCCAAAUAUAUCAGCAGGAAUGCUCGAUUAAGCAGCCAGUCUGGAAUCUCCCGUGCUUGCUUUAAUGUCAGAAGGUGGAAGGGGAAGAGGGAGGCGAGGCUGUGCUCUAACUUCAUGAUGAGAUGUGUGUAACCUUUUCUCCCUGCGACUGGGUCUGCUUCUCACAGCUGGCAGGUGGAGGGGACGUGGCGAUGCUAGAAGUACAGGGCGAGUACUUGCAUGCAAACCUGAAGGUUUGGUUUGGCGAUGUGGAAGCCGAGACCAUGUACAGGUAAAGCAGAGAGACAAUCUGUUGUGCAGACAAAGUAUGUUAAGCUGGGCCGUUUUGCAGCCGCUAUUCUUUGGGCAUGUUCCAGACAAGUGGGGCGUUCACACGUUAUAUUCAACAAGUGUAUACUUGCUGUAAACUCACAGGGAGGAAUUCAACAUAGCGCUAAGCAGAUCGCUCCAUCAGCGCAAGCAUUUCUCCUCUCCCUGUGUGCUGUUCCAGGGAUUUUCCUGACCGCCACCCAAGCCAAUCUGGGGAGAAUGGGGCAUGCAAGGAGAGGAGGGAGAAAGCCCCCUUGUUCUUGCAGAAGUCUUUGCAUGGAAGAUGUACUGGAAAGUGUGGGGUAAUUGCUGGGUGUGGUAUCGUAUAACUUCCCCACAAACAAAUCCAAACAAAUGUUCAAUAAACAAUGGGCAUCAUAUAACUUCCCUGCAAAUCAGGAUGAAUGCUCAGUGAAAUGGGCUGUCUGGAAGUGACUCCAAUGUAACCCUUUGAGUCACUGCGGGGAGGAAGAAGAAACCCCAUUUUUCUUGUGUUGUGCAUUCUUUUCCUCCUUAGGAGUCCCAAGACUUUAGUAUGCGUUGUUCCUGAUAUCUCUGCGUUCAGCCGUGACUGGAGGUGGCUGAGAUACCCCAUCACUGUCCCUCUCCUACUGUUAAGGAAUGACGGCUUGAUUUAUUCCAGCACUUUCAGUUUCACAUACACACCAGAGCAGAGUUUCUUGACUGGGCAACCAAUCCUGCCAAAGGUGAUGCAGGAUUCCGACACCUUGCUUGAUACCAUCCAUCAGGAGUUCACGAAGACCAACUUUCAUCUCUUCAUGCAAAGUUAGAGCCGGUGUUCUAUGUAUGCCAGGAUUCAACAGGAGUGCAGAGGACAGAGCAAAAGAUUUGGCUUCCUGUUAAUCUUAGCUUUAAUUCUCAUGUCUUAUUUAGGGCUGGGCGAUAUCUGGUUUUCAACGUCGUGAUAGAUCACCAGCUAAACAUCACGAUAUACCAGUAUAUCACGAUGUCUGAAAUAAGGAUGGAGCUAUGUAGAGGCAUUGGCUGGCUUCACAGUUUUCCCCGCAUUGUGAUUUUUGCAUAGCACACACACACACACACAAUCACGAUUCACAAUAUAUUGCCAGGUCAAAAAAUAUGAAACAGAUAUUACAAUACGGACUUCAAACAGGUUUUGGACAAUAUAUUGAUAUAUCGCUGAGCCCUAAUGCAUAUACCUGAAAGUAUGUGGUGAACUAUAUCACCUGUAAACCGCCAACACCAGAGAGGUGGCUGAAUAAGAUGGGCCUGUUGUGACUAUCAAGGCUGAAAAAAUUGUGCAAAAUAGCAUUCUAUUAUACAUUAUGCGGAAAUCAUGAAAUAUUGUUCAAUGUGCAUAACUUUUCCAAGUACAGAAUCUGGAUUUCUUGGACAUUACGAGUUAAGAAUAAAUAAAUAGUGCUUAUUAGACUGCAGUGACAAAAGAACAUAGUUGCAGAGCACCAGCAUCUCAUAUGAAAAGACACUUUCAUUUGAUGGUCACCUGGACUUGAACCGUUUCUUAUGGAGAUGAUAUGCUGCACUAUCUGUGGAAUGGGGAUUCAGGGCUGUAUAUGUUACGUUGCAUUUAUCUGAAACGUAAUUAAAUAAAAAAAAGGUAGUGGAUUA